Rotaria sp. Silwood1 is the source of this 348-nucleotide messenger RNA. NCBI's taxonomy places the organism in Eukaryota, Metazoa, Rotifera, Eurotatoria, Philodinida, Philodinidae. The record is from the annotation of a GenBank genome assembly.
CGUCAAUGUUUACAAGAUUUUAUUGUUUGUCUUGAUGCAUUUAAAAAAUCUUACGUUUCGUUAACAGAAUCAUAAAUUGGACAAAUGUUACACUAUUUACAUUUACUAUUAGAUAUACAAAAUCGUAAAAAGAUUUAUGGUUUUUCAAUUAAUUGUAAACGACUAACAUUUUUCUUUGUUGAAAAAGAAUGUAAAUCGAAUUUAUAUAAUUAUAAUAAAAGUCAAGAUUUAGAUAUGUUUAAUAAUUAUUCUGGAACAUCAUUACCUGUUGAUAUGAUAAUAACAAAUGAAGUUAUUUGGAAAAUAUUUACAAACUUUUUAACAAUGAGUGACAACUUUUAUGAAUAA